AUGAACAUAUCCCUUCCUUCUCCGUCGUCGACGCCGUCACAGACAUUGCAGAGGAGGCAACAGCCUCCAUCCCCAAUAUUCACAGUCGGCACAGUCGACCAGAUCGACGACGGACAAGUGCAAGGAAGAAUGCACACCGUGCCCAUCAGCAUAGAAAUUACUGCCACUUCGUCUUCGGUGGCAAUCCUCCCACCAGUGACGCAGAUCGGUGAUGGGCAGAUCCAAGGGCCGAUGGCCACCACGGGACAAGCUAGCUCGCCAACGACAGUCACAAUAUGUUCGAGCUCUCGUUCGCCGUUCCCUCCGUUGGCUACUACCAGCAAACCGCCUUCAGUAAUUGAACAAGCUUGUGGCAUUUCGAGAAUUUUGACCUCGCCGACACCCAUUUCAACAACGGUCGCCAUACAACCGCAACGCGGAUCUGCAUUUUCCAGCUAUUUCAAUCCCGGUACUAGUAUCUAUUCCGCCUCUGCUGGCUCUAUCACAACUAAUACAUCGUCGCGAUUAAUCUCAGCAGCGGUACAAUCUCUUUCCACCAGCACCGCAUCCUCGCCACCAGCGGCAGCCUCAUCAUCAUCAUCAGCAGCAGCAGCAGCACCAUCUCCUUUCGCAAGCGAGAGCACCACAGAUGACCUCCCAACCAGACUAUCCCUCGUGUCCUGCCUCACGAACUCUACCUUGAGAUUGCACCUCCAGGACAACAAUCUCUUCGACGGCCUGGACCGCACGGGGUAUAUCGCCUCAAACUACCAAUUCCAAUUCGACGGUCCUCCGCAAUCCGGCGCCAUCUACACCUCCGGGUGGAGCGUGUGUCCGGUGUCAACCUCGCGACAGCAAGUCGAGGAUGGAGCAAGCGACAGCACCAGGAAAAGCGACGGUAAUGGCAAUGGCGACAGCAACGACGAAGCAGCACAAGACGGCGUAAUGACGCUAGCGUUAGGCCCCUCCACCACGUUCUGGCAAUGCCUCAGCGGGGACUUUUACAAUCUCUACACCGAGAACUGGGCCGCGCAGUGCAGUCCCGUGGAAUUGCGGAUCACACGGCUUGUGGAGUGUGGGUGA
Cladophialophora yegresii CBS 114405 is the source of this 1062-nucleotide messenger RNA. RefSeq lists its product as uncharacterized. The coding region runs from base 1 to 1062 and encodes 353 amino acids. Gene Ontology annotation, cellular component: fungal-type cell wall. Lineage: Eukaryota; Fungi; Ascomycota; Eurotiomycetes; Chaetothyriales; Herpotrichiellaceae. Gene Ontology annotation, biological process: fungal-type cell wall organization. Gene Ontology annotation, molecular function: structural constituent of cell wall. The transcript has a single exon. The record is from RefSeq and is a predicted model, not a curated record.